UAUCUCUCAAGACAUGUACGACGGGAGCGGCUCGCCCUGCAAGCCAUGAUCAAUCCUCCAUGAUUUCCCCUUUUGGGUGCCUUUAAUGAGACAUUGACGUACCGAAUGAAUGCGGUACAUUACUUAUCCUGGCCCAGAUAGUAUUUAAACAACAACAAAAAAAAAAAGACAGGUAGAUAGAAAUGAACAAGCCGGCUCGAAGGCGCUCCUCGUACAAACCCAACGAAGACCUACAAGCACAACAAACUCAACCACAACAUUCACAGGCUGAUGCCAACGUGCCGUCCUCGGCGACCAACAGCGACAUCAAAAACAAGGACAACGGCAACGCGAUGGACGGCGCGCACCGCAAGAUCGAGCUGCAGUCCCCCGAGGACCUGACCUUCCUCAUCAACAACGUGCGCCGCGCCGCCGGGGAGCACAUCAACGCCGCCUUCCCGCCCGUCGACGACGCCCACGAUGACGGCGCCGACGAGCUGCGCGUCAGGAUCGACAAGCUCGUCGCCGAUUACAUCUCCCAAACAUUCACCCUCGCAGCCCCAAACCUCUCCAUAAACGGCUUUGACCUCGACGCCAGGACCUUCCCGGCCGUAUACCUCGACUCCCCCUCGCCGUCGUCAACACACAACCUGCGGAAGCGGCGCGGCGGGGCCGACAACAACUCGCAACCAGAGGAGAUAGUGCAGUACGAGGCGUUCGACGCGCGGAAGCGCGCCCGGGUGGAGGAGCUCGCGCGCGAGGAGGAGGACCUGAUGCGCGAGAUCGCGGCGCUGAAGCGGCGCGUGCCGGCGGCCACGGCAAAGGGCUUCGCGGAGGGGUUCUGGGAGGGCGUGAGGGCGGACGAGGAGGCGCUGGGGAGGGCGAGGGACGGUGCUGUUGCGGCGGCCGUGGGCGGCGGCGGCGGCGGGCGCGAUGACGAGGGGCAAGAGGAGAAAGGGGGGGAGGAGGAGGGACAAGGAGGCGAAGAAGAAGAAGAGGGGGCCGAUGCUCGGAAGAGCAACAACAAGCCCAAGGCCCUCCUGGAUGGCAUCGGGCCGCUGGAACGACAGCCCCGCGUGGAGGCGGACCAUGCGGCCGUGGUGGACACGCUGGGCCGCCUGAGGAGGGAGAUGCCUGCGACGGUGGCCAAGAUGGAGCGGGCGAGGGUUGCUGGCGAGUAUGUUGUCACCGAGAGGUGA
This is a messenger RNA of Diaporthe batatas, 1178 nucleotides long. RefSeq lists its product as uncharacterized. The transcript has 2 exons. Gene Ontology annotation, biological process: mitotic sister chromatid segregation. The record is from RefSeq and is a predicted model, not a curated record. The coding region runs from base 183 to 1178 and encodes 331 amino acids. Gene Ontology annotation, cellular component: MIS12/MIND type complex; kinetochore. NCBI's taxonomy places the organism in Eukaryota, Fungi, Ascomycota, Sordariomycetes, Diaporthales, Diaporthaceae.